Molecule: messenger RNA, 2831 nt
Organism: Actinia tenebrosa (Australian red waratah sea anemone)
Lineage: Eukaryota; Metazoa; Cnidaria; Anthozoa; Actiniaria; Actiniidae
Product: pre-mRNA splicing factor cwf19l2
Biological process (GO): mRNA splicing, via spliceosome
Cellular component (GO): post-mRNA release spliceosomal complex
Source: RefSeq, a predicted model, not a curated record
ACAGAAAAAGAAAUUGAAGAAAGAAAAAGAGGCAAGUUCAGAUUCAGACUCGUCUGAUGAAUGGGUUGAAAAGGGUGACGAAAGCAUUAAAGAUGACACCAAGAAUGUCACCGAUGAAAAGAAAGAGUCUUCAGCUCAGCGCGAUAGCUGGAUGAUGUUUCCUUGUUUUUCUGGAAGUACAAGAACACUGACCAGGAAAGAAGUGGAUGAACCGGAGGAACAAGAAGAAGAGAAAAAGCUAUCAGCCAUAGAUAUGGCUGGACAACAUGCUAGGGAGCUGAAUCCAUAUUGGAAGGAUGGAGGAGUGGGCUUGCCAACUGAGGAAUCAGAGUCGACUAAAAAACCCUCUGAUACUUCAAUUGUCUAUGAUGUGAAGUGGCUAAAAAAAUCUUUGCAAAGAUCCAUUGAACAAGCAGAACAAGAAGGGUGCCCAUUAGAGGAUAUAGUUGCUGAUCGCUGGGGGUCUCUUGAACAUUUAAAGACAAUGAUCUCUAAGGCGGAAAGCAGGUCUUCUGAAGAACGCGGGAGAAACCAAAGAAAUUGGGAGAGAGACAGAAGAGGAGACAAGGAACGGUCACGAAGCAGGCACAAUGAAAGAGAAGACACAGAUCGAGAUAGGAGAAGAGAUGAUAAAGGAGACAGAGAUAGACAUCGUGAUUAUGACAGGCAACGACAUGAAGUCAAUGACAGAGACAGGAGUGAAAUUCAAAAUCGACGGACAGAAAGAAGGGUUGAAGACCGAAGAGACAAUAACAGAGAUUCAGAAAAUAUAUCUAGAGGUGGACAUGACAAGAUUAGCAACAGCUACUCCAGGCCCGGCGGGGAUAAAAGGCCAAGUAGGACUGACACAAAUAUGUUUAGACGGGCAGACACUACGAGUGGACGUUCAGAUUCACUAUCGUCACUCAAAUUCAAGAAGCCAGGCGAAGGGGUAUCGAGUUCUUCCACUGGUGGCUCCUCAAUGAAAUGGGAUCCAAACAGCAAGACAGGGACAGAAAGAGGAAGCAAAUAUGGAGGAUGGAAGAAGAAGAAUCCGUCGGACGAAAUGAGUACCAAAACCAAUCGUAUUGAACAAGCGUUAAAGAAAAGAAAAGAGAAAAAAGAAAAAGAUGAAGAGACCUCCAGCUCGGAGUCGUCGGAGUCUGAAGUCGAUGAAGUUUCAGAGAAAACUAAAAAUCCUAAGAAUCAGUGCAUAAAAGAAGAUGAAAGUGAAGGUGUUGAGCGGGAAGUGAUGACAGAACCUGCUGUUCCUAAGAAGAGAGUUACGGAGGCAGAUUUGAACAGUAUGGGAGCGAAGAUACUACGGGCCGAGUUAAUGGGAAACGAGGACUUGGCAUCAGAACUGAAGGCAACCCUGGAGCAAAUGAGAAAAGACAAAGAAGCACAAGAAGCGUCUGGCUCAAUGGACAAGGAGAGGAGAGAAGAGGAGGUGGUAGUAUUGACGAGAACUGAUAAGUUUGGGAAUACAAGACCUGUGAAUAUAUCAGAAAGUCCAGAAUCACAUCAACGAAGGAGGAAAAAAGAAAAGGCUGCUACACACGAUGAAUCUGGACAGCGUGAGCGAUACUUUGCAGAUGACGAUCGAUAUGACCUGAAAGAGAUGGUUCGAAGAGAAAAGAUGAACACAGCCGAGGAUUAUGACUCUAUGUUCUCAAGAUUAGCAUCCAAGGGAGCAACAAAAACUGAUUCCGAUGACUUCACUCUUGAUGACCACUUUGUUACUGGAGCCGCAAAUAAACUAUCCAAGGCAAAAGAAGAAGAAAGAGAUCGAAUGAGAGCUAUUCGAGAACAUCAACGCCUAUCGGAACAGCUAUCGAAAUGUAGAUUUUGUUUCGAGAACCCAGAUUUGGCCAAACAUCUUAUUAUUGCAAUCGGUAUUCAGGUGUACUUGGCACUGCCAUUACAUACAUCACUUACCGAAGGACACUGUUUGAUUGUCCCAAUGCAACACCAAGUCGCAUCGACAUACCUUGAUGAGAAUGUGGUAGACGAAAUCAAAGUAUUCAAAAAAGGGCUGACAAGAUUAUUUCUUGACAUGGACAAAGAUGUGGUGUUCCUAGAGACGUGUCGAAACAUUGCCAGGCAAAACCACAUGAUAAUCGAGUGUGUUCCCCUACCCAAGGAAGAGGGAGAAAUGGCUCCCAUGUAUUUCAAAAAAGCAAUUCUCGAGUCUGAAUCUGAAUGGGCGCAAAACAAAAAGCUGGUAGACACAAAAGAGAAAGGCUUACGAGGAUCGAUACCAAAGGGUUUGCCAUAUUUUAGUGUCGAGUUUGGUUUAGAUGGAGGAUACGCUCAUGUCAUCGAAGACGAACAUGCUUUCCCGCAUUACUUUGGAAAGGAAAUUAUUGGCGGAAUGUUGGACCUGGAACCGAGAGCAUGGCUCAAACCACACAAAGAAAACUUCGAGCAACACAAGAAGAAGGUCUUACAGUUUGCCGAUUGGUGGAAACCUUACGACUGGACGAAAAGACUAAACAAAAAUAAACAAUGAAAUCAUUAUUGUUUCUGAGCUGGAAAACAACUGAGCCUGUCAGGGAACAGUAGAACGAAGAAAUCCUUAAAGGCUCACACACAGCAUCACUAAAUGUAGAAAACCCACCUUUUGCUAGAAACAACUGAGUUCCAAGCUAGAAAGGGGGAAUCACAGGCACCCUAGGAUUCCCCCUAGAUAUGCCCCUGUUGUCACGUGCGUCCAAUCCUUACUCUAACAAGCGUCAUCUACCACAUUGUAAAUAAACCAAGCCUUGUGUACUUUAAUAAUUUUAUUAGUUAAAAUUUAUCUUAUACUCCAGUGUAUAUAAUACUUUCAAAAUAAAAACCUUAAAUAUUCA